GUGUUGUCUGGAGCGCACAGGGAAGUAUAUAAGGAUCCAGCUGACCAGAGGUCCCUUUAAGGGAUGGAUGGGUGCAGAUGCCUGUGUACAGGAACUCCCUUCUCUGGAAUCUUUAGAUGGCUGGCUAUCAGUGUUCAUCAAUGCCACCUAUCAGUGCCCGUCAGUGCUGCCUAUCAGUUUUGCCUAACAGUGCCAGUCAGUGCCACAUAACAGUGCGAGUCAGUGCCGCCUAUCAGUGCCAGUCAGUGCCGCCUAUCAGUGCCACCUAUCAGUGCCAGUCAGUGCCGCCUAUCAGUGCCACCUAUCAG
This is a messenger RNA of Staurois parvus, 308 nucleotides long. NCBI's taxonomy places the organism in Eukaryota, Metazoa, Chordata, Amphibia, Anura, Ranidae. The record is from the annotation of a GenBank genome assembly.